AGUACUCGCUAGCGGCUAGUCCGUCAGCGUGUGACCUUAUAUACGUAAAAUGUAAAUAGUAUUCCGUCAACUCGGACAACACACAUUUUUUUACAUUCUACAAGACUUUUAGUGUACCGUUCCGGAAGUAAGACGAUUUAACUUGAUUCGCCUUUCAAUUGUUUGGUAAUGGAUAAUACACUCGACGACCCGUCAUUACUUUUUUAUGGUAAAGAUCCUGGAGCCGCUAAAUUUGGAAAUUUUAUAAAUUACUACUCCUUCCAUAGUGUAAACGAAAGACUACAAAAUCUUCAUCAUGAUAUGUUUCCGAUACUUAAAAACACAUCACAAAUUUUAAUUAUGGAUAUUGGAUGUAAUACUGGAGAACUUACAAUCCAACUAUACCGAUAUUUGGAGUCUUUAUAUCCCAAUACUGAAGUACACAUUCUAGCUAUUGACAUAGAUCCCAUAUUGAUUGAAAGGGCUAAUAGAGAAAUUAAGAAUAUUCUGUUUGUCUCUUGCAAUAUUAUUCUAGAUAGUGGGAAAAAUAUAAUUACAGAAUAUCUACAAAAAUUCAACAAAAAAUGUUUUGAUAUAACUUUUUGUUUCUCAGUAACAAUGUGGAUUCAUAUAAACAAUGGAGAUGAUAAGUUUAUUGAAUUUUUAAGUUUCCUUAAGUCUUCUUCAAAUUGUAUAAUAAUUGAGCCACAACCAUGGAAAUGUUACAAAAAUGCACAAAGGAGAAUGAAAAGAGCUGGAGCAGGUGAUUUUGAAUUAUUUAAUUCUUUAAAAUUUACAGUAAAUAUUGAAGAUGUCAUAGAAAAAAUAUUAUCUGACAAAACACAUAGAAAAGUUUAUGAAUCUCAAUCAUCUUCUUGGAAAAGAAGAAUUCAAAGUUAUCUUGUAAGAGAUUGUUUAUGACUUAUGAAAUUUAAUUUAAUUCAAUCAUCCAUCUAC
Messenger RNA from Pieris napi, 936 nucleotides. RefSeq names its product RNA 5'-monophosphate methyltransferase. Gene Ontology annotation, cellular component: cytoplasm. The record is from RefSeq and is a predicted model, not a curated record. Gene Ontology annotation, molecular function: RNA methyltransferase activity; O-methyltransferase activity. Lineage: Eukaryota; Metazoa; Arthropoda; Insecta; Lepidoptera; Pieridae. The transcript is spliced from 2 exons. Gene Ontology annotation, biological process: miRNA metabolic process; negative regulation of pre-miRNA processing. The coding region runs from base 169 to 900 and encodes 243 amino acids.